Molecule: messenger RNA, 1180 nt
Organism: Exophiala viscosa
Lineage: Eukaryota; Fungi; Ascomycota; Eurotiomycetes; Chaetothyriales; Herpotrichiellaceae
Product: MobA-like NTP transferase domain-containing protein
Exons: 1
Coding region: 424-1155 (243 amino acids)
Molecular function (GO): nucleotidyltransferase activity
Source: RefSeq, a predicted model, not a curated record
UACUUUUGCGAUAAGGUACGAGUAAGACGGAAUUUAUUCCACUUGGACAGACGAUUUAAUUUGGCGUUUAAACCUCGGUUGCGGCAUCUUCGAAAUGACGUACUAUACAGUAUUCCAUUCUACUGUGAACAAUAUUAUGAACGCCGUCUUUGGCGAUUGCCGGACAUGUAUCAUGCCUCGUUCCUAUGGUUGGUAAAGCUCGCAGCUUUGUCAAUUCAGGAAGGGCCAUUCUUAAACUUUUGCUAACGCAUAGCUGGAUUUUCCCAUAAAUCUGCUCUCGGCUAAUGCAAAGAAAUGAAGACAUUCCGCUGACUAUCAUACCCUGCAGCCGCACACAAGCUGCACAACCGGGUAUCCCGACGCAAUGAUCAAGACCAAGGAGCACUUGUGAAAGUCGAAAUUCGAUUGCGGCCCCUCUGUUCAAUGGCGGAGCUCAUCCAUAUCCGAUCUUUAAUCCUUGCCGGUGGACAGUCAUCGCGCAUGGGCUCACCGAAGUGCCUCCUUCCCUUCCCACGACCUUCCGGCGAUAUUCCACUGAUCCUUCAGACCUUGCUGCUACACCUUGAAGCCGCACAUACCAACAGAAAGCCCCGGACAAGUGCAAUAAUGAUUUCUGUCAGGAAUGAGGCACAAAAGAAGGAAAUCGAGGAUGCACUGAAGCCACAUCUGGACGACCACCCCGUUCAAGUCGAAUUCGUCUUGGAUAUGCAGGCCGAUUGUGGGCCGGUCAUGGGCCUGGUGGCGGCGCACAAAGUUGAUGAGCAGGCACACUGGAUGGUCACUGGUUGCGACUAUCCAUUGCUCGAGACCGCUUCGCUCUUGCAAUUAUCCGCCGAACACAGCAGUGCUCAAAAUGCCAUUACCUGCUUCCGCAAUCAUGAUGGCUGGACAGAGCCGUUGCUGGCAAUCUGGUCCCCAUACGCACUGGAAAGAUUACUACGAAUGUCCAGCUCGAAUCCUCAUAUUGGCCCCAGUCGCGUGAUACGAGCAUUUGUGGACGAGGAGAGGGGCCUUACAGGGCAGCCUGCAUUCUCCAAUGGAGUUGGAAUGGUCAGUCCGCAGGACGAGCUGUGGAUUAAGAGCGUUGAUACACCAGCAGAGUGGGACGCAGCAAGGAAGAAGAUCUACGCCGAAGCGGCUGCGCAUGGAACUUGAUGUGUACUGGAGAAGGUCCUGUCCC